CCUUGCGUCGCCACCUCGACUGCUGUAUCGUCAUGGCUCCCAUCCGAUCCGUCAAGAAGCAGGCUGCCACGAAGAAGCCAACCGCCGCCGCCGCACCGCAGUCCGGCAUCUUUGGCGAUGAAUUCCGCACGACCAAGAAGGACAAACGCCAGAUCAAGCACAACAGUUUCAUGUCGAAGAUCGAGAAGAACUCCCAAAAAUCAGCCAAGCGUCGCAGGUCGUCCAAGAAACUGGCUGCCAACCUCGACUCGCUGGCCGAUGCCUUGCCCGAAGCCGAUGAAUUCAAUGACCCCGAUAGCCAAGUCAAGGUGAUCAAGCAGACGACCCUCAGGCACAAGCCAGGAGCCAUGAAGCGACGAGAGAAGUUGGAAAAGUCCGAGAGAGACCGCUUUGCAAAGAAUAUGGCCCAGAUGUCGGGCAUGGAGGCGGCCGCAACAACAAAUGCAGGUUCGGAGGGUGAUUCCGGGGCCGGCUCCAGUCGAUGGGCUGCCCUCAGGAGCUUCAUUUCUCAGACCAUGGAGCAUCAGCCGGCAUUCAAGGCGAACAAGUAGAGCGACUCGGUUCCCGAGAUAAGAUCCCCCCAAGAUCCCCCAGCCUGCCUGGUGGACGAAAAAGCCAGAUUCCCUCAUUAUGUCCAAGUCUCUGGAUAGACGCUACGGCGCAAGUGUCGAGAGACGCCUGCUUGGGAAAUUCUACUUUGGACACUCCAACGGCAUUGGUAUUGUCAAUAGUAGGCGGGAUGCCAGUAGGAGCCCCACCAGUUCGACUUCAAGUCGCGUAAGUCCGUCGGGACUCGCUAGGUGGCAGGACUUUACGGAUUAGUUACCAGUGUCCCCAGAAUGCCCUAUGUCUCCGCAGACGUUCUGCAGAACAGGCAAGGGGCGCACGGCUGGUUACUUGGACCAAUGGCAGAUUGUCACCAGUCUUUUUUUACAGCGCUUGGCAAUUUGACCCUCCCUUGAUGGCACCUCUACAAAUAGAUAUUCUUUGCCACAUCCUGUC
Messenger RNA from Aspergillus steynii IBT 23096, 1002 nucleotides. RefSeq names its product FAM207/SLX9 family protein. The record is from RefSeq and is a predicted model, not a curated record. NCBI's taxonomy places the organism in Eukaryota, Fungi, Ascomycota, Eurotiomycetes, Eurotiales, Aspergillaceae. Gene Ontology annotation, biological process: maturation of SSU-rRNA from tricistronic rRNA transcript (SSU-rRNA, 5.8S rRNA, LSU-rRNA). The transcript is spliced from 2 exons. Gene Ontology annotation, cellular component: preribosome, small subunit precursor; nucleolus; 90S preribosome. Bases 33 to 551 code for a protein of 172 amino acids.